This is a messenger RNA of Haliotis rufescens (red abalone), 685 nucleotides long. Its product is annotated as perlucin-like. The transcript is spliced from 4 exons. The record is from RefSeq and is a predicted model, not a curated record. Gene Ontology annotation, biological process: biological process involved in interspecies interaction between organisms. Gene Ontology annotation, cellular component: external side of plasma membrane. The coding region runs from base 71 to 685 and encodes 204 amino acids. Gene Ontology annotation, molecular function: carbohydrate binding. Lineage: Eukaryota; Metazoa; Mollusca; Gastropoda; Lepetellida; Haliotidae.
UCAUUGCUGACGAGACCGUAUCGAUGUUGCACGCCUGCAACUGCAGCAUUUAAAGGAGCAUCUUCUCAGAAUGAACAGUCUGUGUCCUGUGGUCGUGCAUGCUCUCUUCAUCUCAUACAUUCUGGUGAUACAGACAAAAGGAUAUAGUCAAUCAUACGAAACUGGUGGAGUGUGUUACUGGUUCUCUGACAGAACGGAAACCCUACAAGCUGCCAAUCAGACAUGCGCAGAAAUGACAGGACAUCUGGCACAGUUGCACUCACGAGAAAUAUUCGAUUCUGUCAUUCGGAAUAUGAAAGGACAUGGAAAUGCGUACUGGGUGGGAUUGCAUAAAGUCAUAUCAGAUUACUACUGGGAUAACAAAGAUUCUCCAACCUCAUCCCAGUGGAAUCCGUCGGAACCCAAUGACACAGGAGACUGUGUGAGGCUGACAUACACCACCAGUGGCCAUCGUCUUGCUGACAAUCCAUGCACACUUCUCUACAACUUUAUCUGCGAGAAACCAUUUGAACCAGCCUCAACACCCAUACAGCUGUUGGGCAUUGUCCACGCUCUGCUGCAACAGCUCGUGGUACUCGACUCCAACCAGGUCUGCGACAAGGGCUGCUACUCCCUCAAUCAUGGCAGGAGAGUUAACGGGUCCGCGCUCCGGAUGCAUAUACGGGGAGUCUGUUUCCAACAAUAA